Molecule: messenger RNA, 747 nt
Organism: Cornus florida
Lineage: Eukaryota; Viridiplantae; Streptophyta; Magnoliopsida; Cornales; Cornaceae
Product: receptor-like protein 15
Exons: 3
Coding region: 1-747 (248 amino acids)
Molecular function (GO): protein binding
Source: RefSeq, a predicted model, not a curated record
AUGGAGUUGUCAGGAGGAGUAUUGAGUUCAUCAAUAUUGUUGAUGUUGGUUUUGGUGAAUGGGUGUUGGGAGCAAGAGAGAAUCGCUCUUUUGGAGCUCAAAGCUUCCAUCAACCACCCAAAUGGCUCUUCCUUGCCAUCAUGGGAGGGUGAAGGAACUACUGAUGAUUGCUGUGAAUGCGAAGGUGUUGAGUGCAAUACCACCACACUUCGCGUCAUCAAACUUUCCCUUAAUUUUACAAGGGAAUAUGGGUUACGAGAUUGUGCAUCUAGCAAUAUCAGUAGCACUACAGACUUUCCCAACUUCCUCUACUACCAAAAGGACCUUCAAAUAGUUGAGCUUUCUCAAAUUAACUUUGAUGGGAAGUUUCCAAAUUGGUUGUUGGAGAACAAUACAGGAUUGGGCCAUAUUCCGAGAAACAUUGGUACAGCUUUUCCAGGUUUAAUGUCGUUAACCAUGUCCGGAAAUAGAUUUGCCGGUAAUAUUCCCUCUUCAUUUGGUUAUAUGUCUUCUCUACAAACUCUUGACUUGUCCAAUAAUCAACUAUCUGGUGGAAUACCGGAGCAAUUGGCCAGGGGUUGCGUCGCCUCGACAUUUUUGAAACUGUUCCAUAACAAUUUGCAAGGCCCCAUUUUGCCAACAAAAAAUAUCGUGACUGUGUUGGAAAUUUUAUUCCUAGACCACAAUCUCUUCGCGGAGAUCUCGGAUAGCUUGUCCAACUCUCCUUCUUUGGAAGUUCAGGCGUGA